GCCAUUACCACAUUCCAUCAUUGGGUUUUUUUUUGCAACAUGGACCACCAUAAUUUAAAUCCUUUAAAGAUCCCUGAAAUCCUCUUACUCAUUGGCGGUUUGCUCAACCAAAAAGACCUUUUAAACUGUAUCCGAGUCUCAAAGUUUUUUCAUAGUUCUCUUAUCGGACUCAUAUGGAGAAAAAUCACCAUUACAUCGCUCAAAUAUCCUGCUAGUAAAGCGCGACAGAAGCACAAGGAAUACAUUGAAAAGAUUACAUUUUCACAUUUUGCAUUUAAAGAUUCUUUCCCAGUAUUACGAGAAAUUAGAUCCGUCGGAUAUGGAAAAGGAUGUUCAUGGCUCACGCCGAGGCACCUUUACAAGCAAAUCAAAGUCCAUAGCUCCAUCCUCACGAGCUUUCACUUGUCCAGCGAUAUUGAGCAUUCACAUGAGCUCUGGAAGGCUUUACUGGAAUGUAGCAACCUCUACCACUUGGAAGUUUACCACACAACUAUCAGUGAGUCGGCUGAUCUAUUCCUUCAAGUCUGUAAGAGAGUUAGGCGCUUAGAAUUGGAGCAUGUAACCAUUCACCAGCUACCUGUUAAUUUCCUAAAUAACGACGAUAGUGAAUAUAUUCUCCCGAAAAUACACACACUGCGUCUUGAGGAUGUCCGAAUGGCCGAUCCUCCAGAUCUAUAUACCAGCUGGGGUUGCCUCGGCAUGUUGGUCAGGAGAUGUCCAGAAUUGUUUUCAUUACAUAUUAACAGCCGGGAUCCGAAUGAUUACCAUCCAGACUUCCACAGGAUAGCAUUUCUUCAGAAACCUUGGACUUUGAACAAUUUGUCAGAUCUGGUUACCUUUUAUAUGAGGGUAAAAGACGAGGAUAUGGCUGUGCUCCUCAGACGGGUGACUGGAUUAAGACGGUUAAUCGUCCCUUGUGGUGAAUUCGGCCAGCUCUCUUUACAGGAGUUACUAGCAGACAAGCAAGAAGGAUUGGAUAGUGGACAAAUAGUAUGGAAGACAAGAGUUCGGAGACUCUGUGAGACAAUUGAGACAUUGGUGUUCAAUAAGCUCGACAUCAUAGAUGGUAGUGUUCUAACCAUUUUAUUGAAUUGUCCACGACUGAAAAGGCUGGAAGGCCUUAAAACUACAGUGACAGAGAUUUCCAGUGGGGCAGAAUGGGUAUGCGUUGGGUUGACUAAACUGGAUAUCUAUCUUGAAAGAGAUAUUGAUCAAGAGACUGAAGAAGGCAUGGCAAAGGCGCGCAUGGUCUUUAGACAACUAGGCAAGCUGACUCAGCUAGAAUAUCUUGGCCUAACAGGAUGGUGGAGCAAAAGAAGCAAUGAUAGAGAGACGCUGGACUUGAGAUUAAGAGCAGGUCUGGAUGAACUAGUCAAUCUAAAGAAACUACGCACACUAUGGUUCAAGAAUGAUAAGAGCCAGCGAUUACAACUCGAGGAUGCGAGAUGGAUGGUGAACAAUUGGCCAAGCAUCAGAAACGUGAAUGGCCUCCUGAAUGAUGAGAAGAAUGUAGCUAUUUCGGUGAGAGGGUUCCUUAAGCGGUAUAAGGUAUCCAAUUAA
Messenger RNA from Lobosporangium transversale, 1560 nucleotides. RefSeq lists its product as hypothetical. Gene Ontology annotation, molecular function: protein binding. The coding region runs from base 40 to 1560 and encodes 506 amino acids. The transcript has a single exon. Lineage: Eukaryota; Fungi; Mortierellomycota; Mortierellomycetes; Mortierellales; Mortierellaceae. The record is from RefSeq and is a predicted model, not a curated record.